Molecule: messenger RNA, 1927 nt
Organism: Olea europaea var. sylvestris
Lineage: Eukaryota; Viridiplantae; Streptophyta; Magnoliopsida; Lamiales; Oleaceae
Product: GATA transcription factor 8-like
Exons: 4
Coding region: 555-1565 (336 amino acids)
Biological process (GO): positive regulation of DNA-templated transcription
Cellular component (GO): nucleus
Molecular function (GO): sequence-specific DNA binding; zinc ion binding
Source: RefSeq, a predicted model, not a curated record
GGUGCGGGGUCGGGUUAUUGGAGAAGACUUAGACAUCACGAUAGUGAAGAGCGAGUGAAGAGCGAGUGAAGAGUAAAAGACAGCUUGCAAUGAAUCAAGAAUUUUACCUACCAUAUUUCCUUUCUUUUUAGCCUCUUCUUCUCUCACUUUCUCUUCUUCACAACCCAUUUUCGGUUUCAUUUCUCCUUCUUCCUUUCGCACUGUAGAACUGGCACUAAUAAUGGAGGAAUAAUAGAGUAGGGGUUUGGGUUUUUUUUGUCCUUUUUGUUUUGUUUCUUUAUUGCUUUUUCUCAGACUGGGCUCUUCUUGUUUGCCUUUAAAUUUGUGCCCAAGAAAAAUAAUUCCCAAUUCCUUCGCUGAUUGACAUUGGAGUUUUUCGGUGAGAAGAUUUUACUUUUGUGGGGUUUAAGAACAGGAAAAUUAGCGUAGAGAAAACUGAGUUCUGACGAUUUUGUUGACUCGAGCUCUCUGCAUUUUGGGUUAUUCAGAUUUUGCCUUUUCAAACCCAAAACUUCAAGGGAAAGAUCGUGGGAAAGAGUUUUAAAAGUAUAGAAAUGACAGGUCCAAAUUGCAUGGAUGAAAAUGACUGUGGAAACUUCUUUGAUCAAAUUGAUGACUUGAUUGAGUUCCCCCCAGAUAAUGAGUAUGGUGAUGGCAACCUUAUUGACUCGGGCGAUUGCAAGGAUAUUGCGCGCAUUUGGAAUGAUCCCUUGCCGGAAUCAGACCCCCUUUUCUUCAAUAGCCAAAGCAACGCCAUUACUGAUCUAUCCGCUGAACUUUGUGUUCCGUAUGAGGAUAUCGUACAGCUGGAAUGGCUUUCUACAUUUGUGGAGGAUUCGUUCUCUGGUGCGGACUUGACUCUAGGAAAGGAGAACCUUUGUGUUGUCAAGGAGCCAUUGCACCAACAAUUCCUGAACUCCAGUCCGGUUUUGGUGCUAGAGAACAGCAGCAGUAGCAGUAGCAGUUCCUGCUCAGUUGGGAAGACUAUGCCCCUCGACAUGAGGCGCCGUGGUCCGCAUCGUGCCCGGACCAAACGUUCACGCCCUGCAACUUUCAAUCCUCGAGCAGGAAUUCAACUCAUUUCCCCUUCAUCCUCCUUUGAGACCCCACAGCUCUUUGUCACUCCAGUCAUUUCCUCAGAAUCUGAAUAUUUUGCGGAAUCGCAGCCCAUGGAAAAGAUUAUGAAACAGGUUGGAGCAGAACAAAAGAAGAAGAGGAAAAUCAAAUCAGCUGUGCCUGUUGGUCCUAUGGAAAUGAAUGAGAACCCUCCAGCACAAGCAGUUAGAAAAUGCAUGCAUUGCCAGAUUACAAAGACUCCACAGUGGAGGGCUGGCCCAAUGGGUCCAAAAUCCCUGUGCAAUGCUUGUGGCGUUCGCUACAAGUCAGGUCGCCUUUUCCCCGAAUACCGUCCAGCUGCAAGUCCUACAUUUGUUCCGUCAUUGCACUCAAAUUCUCACAAGAAAGUUAUCGAGAUGAGAACCAAUGGUGGAGCAGGAAUCACAGCAAUUACCCCGACCACCAUCAAGUCAGAAUCUGUUUCGAACACAUCCCUGUCAUGCGAGUGAUGGAAUGAAGCUGUCCUUGUGCAAACUGUUGGUUUUAGUCUCAUAUUAUUUUCUUGCAGUUGUUUCAUACCUAUGUUCUUUGGUUUAUUGUACAGAGAUGUAAUGUGGAGUAGGAGCCACAAUAGACCAUAUUAUAAUUCGUAGGGAAGAAGAAUGAGAUGAGAGAGUUUGGCAAGUCUAGUCGAUAAAUGGAGUUUAGGACUAGGGCGAGCUUUUAGGCUUGUUUAGGUCUUUAGUAUUAGUAGUUUUAUGAUCAGUAUUAUCUUUUUGUUAGUCUGUUUUGUUUACAUGUCAUGGGAAUUCUUUUUACAGUUAAGUUGUAGGAAUUCUGAAAUGUUAAGAAUCUCAAUUAUGGUUUUAUC